This is a messenger RNA of Entamoeba nuttalli P19, 729 nucleotides long. RefSeq names its product SEP domain containing protein. The coding region runs from base 1 to 729 and encodes 242 amino acids. The transcript has a single exon. Gene Ontology annotation, cellular component: cytosol; nucleus. Gene Ontology annotation, molecular function: ubiquitin binding. Lineage: Eukaryota; Evosea; Mastigamoebida; Endamoebidae. Gene Ontology annotation, biological process: proteasome-mediated ubiquitin-dependent protein catabolic process; autophagosome assembly; membrane fusion. The record is from RefSeq and is a predicted model, not a curated record.
AUGUCAACUAUUCAUGGUUUUUCAGAUUUAAAAAAAGAAGAUAAACCAAAAGGACAAGGCUUCUUCAAUGGAGGAGAAAAAGGUGGAGUUGAGUUUUAUGCAAAUGACGAUGCAAAUGAAGCUUAUAGAACUGCAGAAAAAACCGCAAGCACAAAUAAUGGCAAUUCAAGUCAUGACCCAAGAAAAAAAGAUUUAAUUUUAAAUGUUGUAAUGUACAAAAAUGGAUUUAUUGUUAAUGAUGGACCAUUGCGAAAUUAUGAAGAUCCAAACAAUAAACAAUUCAUAGAUGAUGUUACAAAUGGUUUUAUUCCACAAGAAUACAUUCAACAAGCACAGCACAAUAAUAUCGCUAUUAAUUUAACUAAUUCAACACAAACUAUAUUCUCUGGUCACACCUCUACAGCCACAACCCAUUCAAUUAGUUUUACUGGCACUGGAAACAGUAUUGGAAAGUCAAAUGCUACUAAUUUCAAAGUUACUGGAUCUAUCCCAACUUUAGACAUAUCAAAACCAACUACAAAUAUUAAAGUUAGAUUUAUUGAUGGAAAACAAAAAGUUUUCAAAGUUAAUCAAGAUUGGACUGUUUCCCAAAUUUAUGCAUUGAUAAAGAAAGAAACCAACAUCAAUGAAUUUAGACUCGUAGCUAUUCCAAACAGAAAUAUAGAAAUGAAUGAGAUGACUGUUAUGGAAGCAAAAAUUGCUAACUCUAGUUUGAUUCAACAAAAGUAA